UUCACUUUGAAUAGUCACAAGACCUCUCAGCUGAGUCUGUCUUCCAAUUUUCUGUUUUCGGAAGAAAAUUUCUCUCAAUAAACUCCCUAUUGUGAGAGGUUUGUUUUUCUUAUAAUAUUAGCCAAAAUGGCUAACAUAAACGAGGAGAAUGUUAGCAAACUUAUCCCCACGCUGGGUGAUGAUAAAAUUGAUAUGAUUGCCGCUACAAGCGUAUUACAAAUAAGGGCGAGUGAAAUCCGUCAAAGUCAAAUAAACUGGCAAUCUUAUUUGCAAUCGCAGAUGAUCACCCAACGUGAUCAUGACUUCAUUGUUAACUUAGACCAGCGUGGACAGAAAGACUUGCCUGAUAAGAAUCCUGAUGUAUGUGCUGAUGUAUUCCUGAACCUGCUCACCCAUAUCAGCAAAGAUAAUACCAUCCAGUAUGUCCUGGUCUUAAUUGAUGACAUUCUCUCUGAAGAUAAAUCUAGGGUGAAAAUAUUCCGUAACGCCAAACACGGCAAUGUCUGGCAGCCAUUCCUUAACUUGCUUAACCGCCAAGACGAGUUUGUCCAACACAUGACAGCUCGCAUCAUUGCCAAGCUGGCUUGCUGGCACCCACAGCUGAUGGAGAAGAGUGACUUACACUUCUACCUCUCAUGGCUCAAGGACCAACUUAAGACCAAUGCGGAGAGAGUGUCUGCCGAGUUAGAGCAUGCUGAGCAGGUUAUGUUGGAGCAUGAGAAACAACAUUUCUCCGAUAAACCGACAAAACAUCACAAAGACAAGGGUGGGGACAAGACUGACAACGGUCAAGAGAAAUAUUCGACCCUCCACGACACUUUUGAUGUUCUCAAACCGCAUGAGGAUUUGCCGCCCGGUCUCCAUAAGAACAACGACUACAUCCAGUCGGUGGGUCGCUGCCUGCAGAUGAUGCUCCGCACCGACGAGUACCGCUUCGCCUUCCUCUCCGUCGACGGCAUCUCCACUCUGCUGUCAAUCCUGGCUUCCAGGGUCAACUUCCAGGUGCAGUAUCAGCUGGUGUUCUGCCUGUGGGUGCUGACGUUCAACCCGCUGCUGGCCGAGAAGAUGAACAAGUUCAACGCGAUCCCCAUCCUGGCGGACAUCUUGAGCGACUCCGUGAAGGAGAAGGUGACGCGCAUCGUGCUCGCCGUCUUCCGCAACCUCAUUGAGAAGCCGGAAGACCAGCAGGUAGCAAAGGAGCAUUGCAUUGCCAUGGUGCAGUGCAAAGUGCUGAAGCAGCUGUCCAUCCUGGAACAGAAGCGUUCUGAUGAUGAAGACAUAAUGAACGACGUGGACUUCCUCAACGAACGCCUGCAGACCUCCGUGCAAGACCUUAGCUCCUUUGACCAGUAUGCUACUGAAGUUAAGAGCGGCCGUUUGGAGUGGUCUCCCGUGCACAAAUCCGCCAAGUUCUGGCGCGAGAACGCCGCGCGACUCAACGAGCGCGGCCAGGAGCUGCUGCGUACGCUUGUGCACUUGCUGGAGAAGAGCCGCGACCCCGUCGUGCUGGCGGUGGCGUGCUACGACGUGGGCGAGUACGUGCGCCACUACCCGAGGGGCAAACACAUCAUAGAACAGCUAGGCGGCAAACAGCGCGUUAUGUACCUGCUGAGUCACGAAGACCCCAACGUGCGCUACGAGGCGCUGCUCGCUGUACAGAAGCUCAUGGUUCACAACUGGGAAUACCUUGGCAAGCAAUUGGAAAAAGAGCAGAUCGAUAAACAGGCGGGAGGCACAGCAGUUGGCGCUAAGGCUUAAGAAGUUAUAUGAAUUGUUAUUGUUGUUGUCAAUGUUUAUAAAAUUGCAAUCAAGUAGCGAUAUUUAUUAUGCCAUACGACCUUUAAGUAUUACAACUAUUGUAAAUAGAAAAAUAGUGAAUAUUCAUGCAAUAUGUAUUAAUUAACUUUCAAUCCAGUGUCCAAACUAAAAUUCUUUAAAAUUGACACAAUCUGUGUGACAUUAUAUUUAUUUAUACAAGUUAAGUGUUGCCAGCGUUUAUAUAACAAAAUAAAAUGAUGUAUUUGCAAUCACAUUCCUAUAAUAUUUAUUAUAUUGUUAUUUAAAGUAAAUAAUCAUUCAAAAAUUCUAUAUUAUAUUUUGAAAUGUAGAAAUUAUAUAGUGUAUUUUGAAGUGUGUAAAUGUAAACUGGCACAUAAGUGAAUAAACUUUGAGUUACUAAUUA
This is a messenger RNA of Bicyclus anynana (squinting bush brown), 2182 nucleotides long. It is a transcript of the gene VhaSFD, whose product is annotated as V-type proton ATPase subunit H. Bases 127 to 1758 code for a protein of 543 amino acids. The transcript has 11 exons. Gene Ontology annotation, molecular function: proton-transporting ATPase activity, rotational mechanism; protein binding. Lineage: Eukaryota; Metazoa; Arthropoda; Insecta; Lepidoptera; Nymphalidae. Gene Ontology annotation, cellular component: vacuolar proton-transporting V-type ATPase, V1 domain; lysosomal membrane. Gene Ontology annotation, biological process: proton transmembrane transport. The record is from RefSeq and is a predicted model, not a curated record.